This is a messenger RNA of Botrytis cinerea B05.10, 1755 nucleotides long. RefSeq names its product Bcbet2 (gene Bcbet2). The coding region runs from base 41 to 1057 and encodes 338 amino acids. The transcript is spliced from 4 exons. The record is from RefSeq and is a predicted model, not a curated record. Gene Ontology annotation, biological process: protein geranylgeranylation. Gene Ontology annotation, molecular function: Rab geranylgeranyltransferase activity. Lineage: Eukaryota; Fungi; Ascomycota; Leotiomycetes; Helotiales; Sclerotiniaceae. Gene Ontology annotation, cellular component: Rab-protein geranylgeranyltransferase complex.
GUAUUCUGUACUUGGAGCAAAUUAAUACACGUUUUUAAUCAUGGCUCUCGUAUCUGGGCCGGGUCGAGCAGGCUCUGCCACUCUGCCGGAAGAACUUCAGCUCGCUAUCGAGUCUCACGUAAAAUAUAUACAGAGUCUCGACUCCCGCAAAGAUGAGCUCGAAUAUUGGCAUACAGAACAUUUGCGAAUAAACGGACUCUACUGGGGGCUCACUGCACUUCAUUUACUCGGCCGACCUGAUGCGCUGCCGAGACGGGACACAAUUGAUUUCAUUUUAAGCUGCCAGCACAAAAAUGGUGGUUUUGGAGCUGCCCCAGGUCAUGAUGCACAUUUGCUAUAUACAGUUAGUGCCGUGCAGUCAUUGGUGAUGAUAGAUGCGGUGGAAGAUCUCGAGCGGAACUUGGAUGGCAAGGGAAAAGAUUUAGUUGGAAAAUACCUUGCGGAUCUACAAAAUAAGGAUACGGGAACUUUUUCAGGAGAUGAGUGGGGCGAGGAAGAUACUAGAUUUCUCUAUGCAGCGUUCAAUGCUCUUUCACUGCUAAAUCUCCUACAUUUGGUGGAUGUUAACAAGGCAGUGGACUACAUUGUUUCGUGUGCGAAUUUUGAUGGAGGUUAUGGAGUUAGCCCUGGAGCAGAAUCACAUUCGGGACAAAUAUUUGCCUGCUUGGGUGCAUUGUCAAUUGCAAAGCGCAUAGACGUGGUUAAUAUUGAUAAGCUGGGUAGAUGGUUGAGUGAGAGGCAAUUAGAGUGCGGUGGACUGAAUGGCAGACCUGAGAAAAAAGAAGAUGUUUGUUACAGCUGGUGGGUUGCGACGAGUCUCGCUAUGAUUGGGAGGCUGCACUGGAUUGAUGGAGAGAAACUCGCCCAUUUCAUCUUAAAGUGUCAGGACACAGAGGAAGGUGGCUUUGCCGAUAGACCAGGUGAUAUGGUCGAUGUCUUUCAUACCUGCUUCGGUGUUGCCGGCCUGUCUCUUCUAGGGUUCCCUGGUGUCGAAGAGGUUGAUCCAAUGUACUGUAUGCCGAAGAGAAUAACUGAGCGAGUGCUAGGGCAACCCUAAGAUAUCUCUGGAUAAUGAUAUUAUGAAUUAUGAAUUAGGUGAAAGUAUUCCCAUUGAUCUGUCUACCGGGCCUUUGUAGCUUUGGGUGUUUUCGGUAAGUGGACAACGGCUUUUCAUAAGUUUGACUUUUCACAUAAAUUCUUCGAUACUCAACGUACGAUCUGAUCACGGAAGUAAGUCGAGCAACAGUUUAUUAUGAAUAAUUCCUUAUUGUAGCCAAACACACACUUCAUCCAACUCCUGCCAUCUAAUAACCUUAUAUCGAGUAACACGUGGUACCAGGAUACAAGGCAGGAGAAGAGCAAUUCAUUGACCAUGAGGUGUUUAUGACUUGCUAGUAGCAUAAACACUCAAAUGUCAACGGGACAUGAUAUUGAAGAAAUGUGAUAUGGACCUCUAUGCUUUUCGUACUUUUCAUCAUGGUUUAUUGUCUGUAGAGUUACGGCUCAGCUAGAAUCAGAGGUAAAGUGAAGUGAUGGGAAAGGGUGAGAGAACAGAAUUGGCCGAUGAUAUGAGAAAUCAUGGAAGUGCCAUUGCAAUUCAAGCAAGACGGGCCCUCGUAUAUGAGUAUUCUGGUCAAGGAGUAGAAUGGGUGAAAUGCUCCCCUCUCUGUUGUUCCCAUUUAGUUGGCAUAAAAUGGACAUUAUCACAACUUAGCUAUGCUUUCUAUCUCUAAACAUCAAUGACUCAACAACCGA